Messenger RNA from Anthostomella pinea, 450 nucleotides. NCBI's taxonomy places the organism in Eukaryota, Fungi, Ascomycota, Sordariomycetes, Xylariales, Xylariaceae. The record is from the annotation of a GenBank genome assembly.
AUGUUCUCUACCACUACCAACGCACCUGCAUGCGCUGCCCAGCAGCAGAAGAGGCGCAGUGUGGAGGACAUCAACGCCAGCUACGACGUUUUCUACCCACGAACUCCUUCCUCGUCGUCUGCAUCACGCUCGCCCUCCGGAAAGAAAAGUCCGCGCUUCGCACCGACACCCGCCUGCGACGCCGCGACCGGCGAGCCGCUGUCCUCCUCCCCGACGCCUCGCAAGGAGUGGUACGCGCGCGCCGAGCAGCGGGCCCACGAGCGGCUGCUGGAGGCGGGUCGCGCACAGGAGGCAAAGGAGGCACUGGCGGCGCUGGAGAAGCAGGAGAAGAAGGACCGCAAGAAGGCCCACAGGGCCAAGAUGGGGAAGCAGAUGCGAGAGGAACGGGCCGUCGAGGAGGUGGAGCGGCGGCUGGAGGAGAUUACUGUCGUUUUUGACGCGCGGGCGUGA